This is a messenger RNA of Cladophialophora immunda, 3561 nucleotides long. RefSeq lists its product as uncharacterized. The transcript is spliced from 2 exons. Gene Ontology annotation, cellular component: nuclear membrane; cytoplasm. Gene Ontology annotation, molecular function: small GTPase binding. Gene Ontology annotation, biological process: protein import into nucleus. The record is from RefSeq and is a predicted model, not a curated record. Lineage: Eukaryota; Fungi; Ascomycota; Eurotiomycetes; Chaetothyriales; Herpotrichiellaceae. The coding region runs from base 149 to 3367 and encodes 1072 amino acids.
GUCACCUUCAAAUUACUUACCUCCUGGCCAAACUUGGUGUUGAUCUAGUGGGCAUUUGAGAGGCUAUCAAUCCUAAUACGCCGUGCAAUGCCCGCUUCUUUAAAUUCCCUGAAGCCGGUCGUUUUUGCUUAGGCUAUAUGGCAAUCGUAUGACCCACUGCAGACCUCUGAGCAAAGCCUGGAUCAGCGAUCACCCUUUCGCCUCGAUCUUUGAAGACUCCGGCAUAGACUACAUCCUACUUUCCUGCGCCCAAAGACCGCCUUGGACAUUUGGAAAUUUUCUCCUCCGGUUGGAGCAGGAUGUACUGUUUGAUGCCCGUCUCACAGAGAUCAUGGAGCAGUUAAUAGGUGAACUUUAUCAGCCUGCCAAUCAAUCGUCGCCGGAGCGCAUCAACGAGAUUCAGAAACAAAUCCAACGGCUCCAGCGCGAGAAGUCAGCAUGGCAACUAGCCCUGGACCUCCUCCAUCAUGGAGAAGCCACCAUAAGAUUCUAUGGUGCUCUGACCCUGACCAUCAAGAUCAAUGCCGACUGGGACCAUGAUGGCCUGGGCAAGGACGAGUACAUGAGAAAAUCUCUGCUUGGAGCGCUAGUGGGCAAUUAUAUACGUUUAGUGAAUCUACCAGAUUCAAAUUUCGUUCUCCAAAAGCUCGGUUCGACUCUUGUCACCUUUUUUGCGAGGCCGGAUUCAGGCUGGAACCUCCCUUUCAGACAGGUAUUGGCCUCUUUCCUCAGCAGGAACUAUGUCUCUGAAGAGGAUUUACCGGACAUGGAUCAAUUGUUGGAAGCCUGCAACGACUGCUCCAACAAUGAGCUUAAGGGCAUGCUCCUGAUCGCUACAAUUAUGGCGGAGGAUUUGAGCAGUCGCUCUGCCAGCUCUCUCGACGAAGGACGACUCAAUAACCACGUGGCUGCUAACUCUCUGGACGUAUGGCUCCUCUUGAGGUAUUGUGUAAAGCGUGGAAUUGGCCAACAGCAGGCAGAAGCAACGCUGGAGCAAGCACGAUCCCAGUCUGAAGACAUGCUUCAGCUGGUCAUGAAAGCGAUCCCCUAUUGGGCCAGCAUGAGCAAAUACGCAGAGAGCACCCAAGCGCGACGGAGUGAAGGCAUCGCCAGAGACUGCAUCGCGACGACAGUCAACUAUCUUGAAGAAGAAUUCUACACAGGCACAGUGCUUCAAAUGCUCAUCUCCUUGGAGAACUCUUCAGCAAAACUCCUUCGGGAGGCUCUGCCAAACUUCCCCGCUAGCAUUGCUAAUUCUCCCAAGGUAAGGGAAAUGGUGGAUCUCCUUCUUCAGGGCGACUUCGUUUCCGACGGCGUUCUCUAUGUCGACCUGCUCGAGUCCAUCAUGAGCCACAUAGACAUCACCAAACCCGAUUUCCUGCACAACCAUCGGUAUAACGAGGUGGUCCGGACUUUACAACGACUUCUCUCUUGCGACGGGGUGGCCGUCAUUGAGGAUCCUGUGUGCCAGAUUGUCUUGGAGAAGAUUAGUGAAAUUGUCGAGGGCUAUGCUGACUGGGAAGACAUGAAUGAUCCGGCCCAAGGUUUUCUCAAGGGUUUAACGGCCAAUGCAUGCGAGGCUUGUCUCCUUAAGAUCAGAAUUCCCCCUGACGAGAUGUCCAGCGAGACCCAAUCUUGGGACGCUGAUGAUCGAGCGAAAUUUCAAGAUUUUCGGUACGACGUACAAGACUUUUUCCAGUCGGCCUUUCUAGUCCUUGGGAAUGCGUUGAUUGAGGAAAUAGUCAAGAGCAUUCUUGGACAAGGUACAUCCCCGGACUGGAGCACCUUUGAAGCCGGCACCUUCAGUCUUAUUGCAUUCGCCGACACCAUGUCAUCCAGCCCAGAUACAUACGAUGUCCUCAUCACUACGAUCCUGGGCAGCCCAGCAUGGAGCUAUUUCCUUCAGACCGCCGACAAUGUUCCAGAUCAAGCGUUGCGCACUGCUAUUCGAUUCAUCGCUGAAAACGUGACAUACCUUCACCGGCAUCCGGACAGACUGGUCGCAAUCCUGAACUUCCUCUUCUCGUCGCUGCACCUGCAAGCAUCGACGUCUGCCGCCUCACGGGCAAUAUACAAUCUAUGCGAUUCUCACAGACGGAUGCUGAAAGAAGGACUACCUCAGUUCAUGGACUCUUUGGCUUCAAUAGGAGACAUCGGUGAGACCGAGCGACAUCGGAUAUACGCCGCUGUCGCGGCCAUUAUUCAAGCAUUACCGGCCGAAGAAGCCAAAGUCGAGCCGCUGUCACGUCUUCUUGCCCCCAUUGGUCAUGCACUGACAACCCUGGACGGCAACAAUGUCGACAAAGCCGACAUCUUGCGUGGCUGCAUCGACAUCAUGCAGACUCUUGCCUCGAUUGGCAAAGGCCUGCGCUCGCCAGCCGAUGUACCGGUGGACUUGGAAGCCUCAAGCACAGGUUCUUCGGACUUUUGGACAAGCGGUCACGGUGCCUCUGUCCAGCAGAAUGUACUCGCCAUGUACCACGCUACCAUGCAAAAAGUCGGAUCCUAUGUCGACAAUGUAUUUGUUGACGCCUGCUGCGACUUCAUCAAAUCGGGGUUCACCGAAGAGCAUCCGUCGCCCUUUAAGUUUACAGACUCGAUCGGGCUUGAGUUGGUUACACAGUUUAUCAAUCUCGACAACCCAAGCAUCGACAAUACAAUGGCUUGUGCCUCGAGUUUCCUGGCUUCUGUGAGUCCGCAGAAUCUUCAUGCCAGUGUCAGCGGCCUCGUGUAUGCAGUCAUUUCCAAUCAGCAGCACGUUCUGUCCAAGUACCAGGAAACAAAGCAACUCCCAGAUAAUAAUUUUCAGUCUAGUUCACUGGAUUUUCUGAACCGCUUGCUCAGCAAAUGGGCUGCAAUGUGGUUUGAUAUGCAAGACAGCCAAAACACAGCCGCUGUAUCCGUGGAGAUGGGCUUGAUUGUCAUGGCAGACUCUGACACACUUCCGCGCCGUUCAGCAGCAGGAUACUUUGCAGCCUUUGCAGAGGUAAGUGGGCCGGAGAGCGGUUUGGACAGCGAAGCGAAUGCACGGCUCAAGGGCAUGCUCCUAACGUUUGGGCCGCGAAUCCUCUCACUUGUGCUCCGUCUUCUAGGAGGAGAAUGUGCGCGUUCGGAGAUCGACAGCCUGACCGAAACCCUCAAGAGAUUCGUGCAGAAACAAUUCAUGUUGAGCAAAGCGGUGCUCAGAGAAGCGAUCAAGCAGGAAUCUGGUGUCAUGAGCGAUAAGGCCAUCAACGCUACAACGCUAGAACAACGCAACCGGUUUGUGGCACAGGUUGAGGCCCUACGAGGCGCCAGGAAAACGAUUGAUGUUGUGAAGGACUUCUGGAUUGCCUGUAGGGGAAGCGGAUUUGGAUAUAUCGCUUGAUCUUAGGCACCCUGAGUAGACGGGGAGUAGAGUCUUGCGAUAGUGAGUAUCAAGCCGUUGAAAUCCAACGAAAGAUCCAUCUAGGCCGUAAGGAGGAUGGAGGUCCACGAGUACUUGGGGUGUAGUAGUGACAAGCAUUAUACUUAUAUAGACGGAUGGAUGUGGCCCGAUUGGAGGAACAAGAAGCGUUGACC